UACACAAUUUAUCAAAAUGAAAUCAAACAGUUAAACACCUGCGGAGCUGUGAGCUGGCGACAGGCCAGACAGACAGGCCAGACAGUUUAAGGAGGUAAAUGCAGGUAAAUGGCCGAAGCACCAGCGAAGUAUCAACUGCCGGGUGUUGACCAAAUGACUUAAGGUAAUAAGAUAAUUGAGGAAGGUAUUAUUACAUAAGCAAUGAAGAAAGGAAAAGGGUUGUUCAGACAAAGUAUCUUAUCUUCUCAGAAACGUAGCUUACAGAGUGACGUCUCACAUACAACAUUAGUAUAAAAGAGCAGGGCUUCCUCUUCUACAGGAUCGGACACGUUUAGUUCAGUCUGCACACUCUCUAGCGGUUGAUCUCUGUGUUGUAAACUCAGCAGUGUAAUCAUGUUGGCAUCACGGGCACACCUUGCUAAGCAGGCCGCAUCCAUGCUGGUGCGCCAACCCGCCUGCCUGAUGCAUCAUGGGGGAGACUGGGGCAACUGGGGCAACACCAACAUCGCUGUGGUUUUCUCAGGCUGCGGUUGGUGGGAUGGAACUGACAUCCAUGAGGCUGCGUACACCAUGUACCACUUGAGCCGUAAUGGAGCCCGUUUUCAGAUUUUUGCUCCAAACCAGCAGCAAAUGCACGUCAUGGACCACAUGAAGAUGCAGCCAUCAUCAAGUGAUAACAGGAACAUGAUGAUGGAGUCUGCACGAUUCAGCCACGGCCAGGGCAUGAUGCAGAUGAUCGAUCUGUCCAAACUGGACGUCAGCAGCUUUGACGCCGUCAUCUUCCCUGGAGGCCACGGAAUAGUCAAGAACCUGUCCACCUUCAGCAAAGACGGCAAAGACUGCAAGCUGAAUAAUGAUGUGGAAAGAAUUAUGAAGGAAUUCCACCGUGCUCGCAAGCCCAUUGGUCUGUCUAGCAUGGCUCCUCUCCUGGCGUGCCGAGUGCUGCCCAAUCUGGAAGUCACGAUGGGUUACGAGCGUGACGAGAGCAGCCGCUGGGGCCGCUGGCCCAACACCAACAUGGUGCAGGCGGUCAAGAGCAUGGGGGCCCGUCACAACACCCGUGAACCUUACGAGGCCUAUGUGGACGAGAAAAACAAGGUGAUCAGCACUCCAACCUUCAUGUGGGAGACUGACUAUCACUACCAUUACAUCUUCGAUGGCAUCGGGAACAUGGUCAAGCACGUCAUGCGUAUGACUGCCAAGUGAUUCCCGUGAGAUGCAAGCAAGAUACCAGAAGGCUUUCACACUUAACUUUAGGUUGACCCGAAUCCGCUAUUAUGUGGACAUACAGAGAGUAAAUAAAGAAAAGCAUAACAGUGCAACU
Messenger RNA from Onychostoma macrolepis, 1324 nucleotides. RefSeq names its product glutamine amidotransferase class 1 domain containing 3, like (gene gatd3l). Gene Ontology annotation, cellular component: mitochondrion. The transcript has 7 exons. The record is from RefSeq and is a predicted model, not a curated record. Lineage: Eukaryota; Metazoa; Chordata; Actinopteri; Cypriniformes; Cyprinidae. The coding region runs from base 394 to 1206 and encodes 270 amino acids.